This is a messenger RNA of Saxophila tyrrhenica, 744 nucleotides long. RefSeq lists its product as uncharacterized. Gene Ontology annotation, cellular component: cytoplasm. The coding region runs from base 1 to 744 and encodes 247 amino acids. Gene Ontology annotation, molecular function: palmitoyl-(protein) hydrolase activity; carboxylic ester hydrolase activity. Lineage: Eukaryota; Fungi; Ascomycota; Dothideomycetes; Mycosphaerellales; Extremaceae. Gene Ontology annotation, biological process: protein depalmitoylation. The transcript is spliced from 3 exons. The record is from RefSeq and is a predicted model, not a curated record.
AUGGGACGACUGCCAACUACUUCCGACUUCCCGGACAACAUCAAGCUAUCGAUCGGGCCGCCACCCGGCAACGAUGCCCCAACAAACGUCCUCAUCCUCCUCCACGGCCUCGGAGACAACCACGCCUCCUUCACCAACCUCGGCAAGCAGAUGAAUCUGCCCGAAACCGUCUGCAUCUCCAUCCAAGGACCGCAGGGUUUACUGGAUCUCGGCGGCUUCCAUUGGGGCGACGACAUCAUCUUUGAUUCGACCUCUGGCGGUCUGGAUCCGGAUGCGGGUUUCAAGCAGUCUACCAAGCUGCUUCGGAGUAUUGUCCAGGAUGGGUUGAUUGGAAAAUGUGGGUAUAAGGCGAGGGAGAUUGUGUUCUUUGGGUUCGGGCAGGGUGGAAUGGCUGCGCUGAACUAUGGUGUCGACCUUCAUACCUCAUCUUCAACCGCUGCAGAGAGCGAACUAGGCGGCAUCAUCAGCAUCGGUUCGGGUCUACCAAGCGAAGCUCCCGCCUCCCUGGACACCAAAUGCAAGACUCCCAUCCUCGUCUGCGCAGGCUCAGACCAGUCAGCCGUGACGGCUACGUCCGAAGACAAGCUUAAGCGUCUCUUUGAGCAUGUUGAAAUCAAGCGGUACCGUAAGCCCGGGGACAGCAUGCCGGCGAAUCGAGAUGAGAUGAUGCCCAUCAUGCAGUUCUUCUCGCGACGGCUGAGGAGCACAAAAGGCGUGCCGGAGGGGAGUGUUGAGGUUGGCUGA